UGAGUAGUUCCACCCCCCAGAGGGAAAGAGAGAGGGAGGAAGAGAGAGUAUAGGAGGUGGGCUGUAACAGCGGGAGAGUCAAUAAUUUUAGCCCAGCCUACUGUAUACCACAAUACCAGGGAAGGAGAGAGGGAGUGAGGGUGAGGGUGAAUGAGAGUGACACCUCAGCCGAACUGUGUGUUUAGAGCUCUGCAAUCCCAGAGACAAGCACAGCUGAUGUGUGGAUUACCACAGCAAUUCUCACUGGAGCUGUUUUUGGAAAAUGGUGGGCUUCUCUUCCUCUUCAGCUGUUGAAGCCGCGAUGGAGUACCUGGUGAGUGAACUGAACGUGUUGCUGAAGCUGCUGGACCAUGAGAGUGUGAGCACAGCCACAGCAGAGAAGAUGAGUGUGAUCCGGAGCCUACUGGGGCAGCUGCAGCCAUCAGUGAAUGGAUCAGACUUCGUAUACAUGAAUACCUCCCUUUAUGGAAAUGGCACCAGCUUUGUGGAAUCUUUGUUUGAGGAAUUGGAUUGUGACCUGCAUGAGCUCAGAGCUUCCCCAGAAGAACUGAAGGAUCAGGUAGAUGAGAAAACCUCCAAAAUACCGCAGUCGAAAAGUCCCACUGACACCCCCCCUCCUCUGCCAACCACCCCUCCACCAGAGGACUACUAUGAGGAGGCAGUGCCCCUGGACCCUGGCACGGUGCCCCAGUACAUCACCAACAUCGCCACAUGCAUCAGCUCAAGUCCCCCAAAUUCCAUUGAAGAUGCAUACUAUGAAGACGCUGACGACAACUACCCCACCACCCGAAUCAAUGGCCCGCGCAAGAACUCCUAUGCUGAUUCAGAUGCGCUGAGCAGCUCCUAUGAGUCGUAUGAUGAGGAGGAUGAGGAGGCGAAGGGCCAGGACAGGACUCGGCGGUGGCAGUCAGAGGAGAACUCUGUGGGCCCCAUGAAGGACUGUCGCAUCUGUGCCUUCCUGCUGCGCAAGAAACGCUUCGGACAGUGGGCAAAACAGCUGACCGUUGUCCGUGACAACAGAUUACAGUGCUACAAGAGCAUCAAAGACAGCAGCCCACACAUUGAGCUGCCGCUGAACCUGUGUAACGUCAUCUACAUCCCCAAAGAGGCACGCCGCAAGAAGCACAAGCUGCGUUUCUCCCUGCCUGGGGGAGAGGCCUUGGUGCUUGCUGUCCAGAGCAAGGAACAGGCAGAGCGAUGGCUCAAGGUGAUCCGGGAGGUGGUCAGUCAGGCCAGCAGCAAUGACGGAUUAGAGGGCUCCUCCUCUCCAAUGAUCCAGAGGAAGAAAGAUCUGGACAAGUUACUAGGAGCUGACAAGCACACCUCCGACUCUGACAGCGUGGCCACUGGUGACAACCUGCCCUCUGGUCAGCUCCGGGACAACUGUGACCAAGGGAAGGGGAAGAGGGGGGCGUUUACAGAGCUGACAGGAUCUAUGAGCAGAGCGGCUGGACGGAAGAUCAACAGGAUCAUCAGUUUCUCUAAGAAGAAGCCUCCUCUCCCAGGAGACACUCUGACCUCUUCCUACCGUGACGACAAUCCCCGCUGUGGUUAUCUGAAUGUGCUUGUGAACCAGUGUUGGAGGGAGAGAUGGUGCUGUGUAAAGGGUGGAACACUGUACCUGCACAAAGAAAGGGGUGACCUGCGUACUCACAUCAGCACUGUGGUCCUCCAUGGGGCUGAGGUCGUACCUGGACUGGGGCCCAAGCACCCCUUCGCUUUCCGCAUCCUGCAAGGAGGCAACGAGGUGGCUGCAUUGGAGGCCAGCUGUUCAGAGGAGAUGGGCCGCUGGCUGGGGGUCCUGCUGGCAGAGUCUGGCUGCGCCACCACCCCAGAGGCCCUGCACUACGACUAUGUGGACGUGGACACCAUCACUAACAUCACAGACGCAGCAAGACACUCCUUCCUUUGGGCUACCUCCUCCAGUGGCGCCUCCACAGACACCAGAACCUAUGAUGAGGUUCCUUAUGAGGGUGUAUUGCAGCCAGAGGAGCCAGUACCCAGACCAGGAGCUCAGGUGAAACGCCACUCUUCUUUCUCCAGCAGCAGAGAGAUAGAGAAGGCGGAUUCCUUAGUCACCAUAAAGAGACACGGCUCCAAUGUGAAUCAGUAUGUAUCAGGGAAGUAUGGCAAAACACGAGCCGAGGAGGAUGCCAGAAGGUACCUGAAAGAGAAAGAACAGAUGGAGAAGGAGCGAGAGGUCAUAAAAAAUGCCCUACUCAUAUUACGCAAUGAUAGGAAAGAGGUGAAGGAACAACUGAAGGAUGUUACAGGUAAGCAGCAAAAGCAGCUAGAGAAGCGUUUGGCCCAGCUGGAGGAAAGCUGCAGGGGGAAGGAGGGGGAGCGGGUGGACCUGGAGCUGCGUCUCAAUGAGGUGAAGGAGAACCUAAAGAAGUCCCUGGCUGGAGGGGUGCUGGGUCCGCUCACAGAGAGCAAACCCCCCACUAGCAAACCACCCAGAAAGGUCCGCAUCAGUAAAGUUGACAACACAUACACUGAGGCAUCCAUGCCAGUCAACUGUGCUGCGGAGAUGCGGAAGUGCCCCCCAUCCAUCUGUUCAUCUAGCAAGGGGAACGUCAUGCAGAAAGCCAAGGAAUGGGAGUCCAAAAAGGGGACUUAGAGAGACACUGCUCAUUCAGAUGGUCAGUCAAAUGCUUGUUGUCUUGGAACAUGUUGGAGCUGAUUUGAAAAAGGAGGAGGGGUGAAGCUGGGACUCCAUUAUCUUCAACUUUUCCACUUCCCUCUUGAGAGCCAAAUAUUUACUGCACAUCGCUGAGCUGAGAAAAUUGUGACAGGGGAAGACAACUCUAGAAUUGUUGAAAAACAUAAUUCAAAGCCCUAUCAGUCACUAGGAAUCACUGAAUGCUCAUUCUGUGGCAUGACACUUGUUUUGUGAUCCAGUAAUUGCUUGUGUUGCAUGUGGUAUUGUUGUUCCUUCAGAGUGUGGAAGAGGAUAUGUUAUGAGGACUCCAUGUGGACACAUCAGGCUGGACUUGAGAUGUUGAGAGGAGAGAUUUUUAGAGGGUGAAUAUGCAUACACAUUAUGCACAUAUCUGCAAGAAUAGAUAAUAAAGGGAAAGAGAAUAUUGCAUUGACUGUGAGAGUUUGUUGUUGGAAUAGUUGCCUAAAAGAGAUACUGUUUCCCAUAGAAAUACCGUUUUAUGCUGUAUCCACUAUGUAAGUCAUUUCAAAACAUGCACUUUCAUGAAGUGCAUCAAACAUUAUUCCAGAUCUUGUUUUAAACAACUUGCUGGACCACAGACAGAAAAACAGACACAUUAUGACACCUGUAUAAAUGAAUUGUUAUGGAAAUGUGAGACUAAUUAUGUGACUAAACAAUGAUGUUUCCUUAUUACGUAAUUCACUCACUGUAAUGAGCCUUUUACUUCAAUUGGCUUGUGCACUUUACUUUAUUUCUAUGUGUAUUUUACAUAAAAGCUCUUCAUUGAAAUUGUCUGACUUUUUCAAACCUAUCUGAUGGUCAUGUCAUGGAAAGGAUAGCAGAGGGUGUGUGUGUGUGUGUGUGUGUGUGGCAGGAAGAACAUGUUAACCUCUCUUUGAUAGGGGAUAGUAUUUUCACGUCCGGAUGAAAAGCAUGCCCAAAGUAUGCCUGUUACUCAGGCCCAGAAGCUAGGAUAUGCAUAUAAUUGGUAGAUUUGGAUUGAAAACACUCGAAAGUUUCUACAACUGUUAAAACAAUGUCUGUGAGUAUAACAGAACUGAUAUGGCAGGCAAAACCCUGAGGACAAACCAUCCCCCCCCCCAAAAAAAGAAUUCAGCCUACCACUAUUUUCAAUGGCUGUCACUUUUAUUAUAAGGCAAAGUCCUCCCAGAUUGCAGUUCCUAGGGCUUCCAUUAGAUGUCAAUAGUCUUUAGAAAGAGUUUCAGGCUGGUUUUUGGAUAAAUGAGCCAGAAAUGCUCAACUUUCUAGGUGGCUCCCAUUUUGGCUGUAGUGUUUCCAAGCGUGUGAGUGAGAGCGCGUUCUUUGGCAUUUUGCUCCGGUAAAGACAAUAACGAAUCUCCGUCACAAAUUUGAUCAUUUAUUUAGGUAUUAGGGUACCUAAGGUUUGAUUAUAAACAUUGUUUAACUUGUUUGGAAAAGUUUAUUAGUAACGUUUGGGAUUCAUUUUGUAUGCAUUUUGAUGGAGGGAAACUGGGUGGAUUAUUGACUGAUGCACGCCAGCUAAACUGAGUUUUUAUGGAUAUAAAGAAGGACAUUAUCGAACAAAAGGACCAUAUGUGAUGUAACUGGGACCUUUUGGAGUGCCAACAGAAGAAGAUCAUCAAAGAUAAGGCAUUUAUUAUAUAUGACUUUCGUGUCGCACCUGCCUGGUUAAAAUAUGUUUUUCAUGGUUUUGUAUGCAGGGCGCUGUCCUCAGAUAAUCACAGGGUGUGCUUUCGCCGUAAAGCCUUUUUGAAAUCUGACACAGCGGCUGGAUUAACAAGAAGUUAAGCUUUAUUUUAAUGUAUUACACUUGUGAUUUUAUGAAAGUUUAAUAUUUAUAAUUCUGUAGUUUGAAUUUCGCGCUCUGCAAUUUCACUGGAUGUUGUUUUUACGCCUGUAAUAGACUAUUGGAGAAUUAAUUGAAAGAAUGAUGAUGGGAUGACACACCUCCACCAGUUGGGUCCUUGCUAUCCGGUAUCCUUGGGAUGCCCCUACCCUAUUGAAGUUCAAAUUGAAAAUGCGAUAGUGUAUGGCUGCGAGAAGCUUCAUCAAUACCUGUAUUUCAUCAAUACCAGAUCCAGGUGGAAUCAGACCACAAGCCCUUGGAAACAAGGAAUCUUCAAGAAGUUGUUCUAGAAAGUACCAUGCUAGACUGCAGAGAAUGCUGAUAAGUCUACAGAGACAGAGUCUACAUGUGACAUACAAACCAGGAAAGGAGAUGCACAUUGCUGAUGCACUGAGCCGAGCACACCUGAAGGAACAGAGAGAAAUUGCUGGAUGUAAACUACAUCGCUCAUCAACUUCCUGUGUCAGAAGAGAAAUGGCAGCAAUUCAAAACAGCACCAGAAGAAGAUGAAGAGUUAAGACUGGUCACAGAAACAGUUACGAAAUGAUAGCAAGACAUGAGAGAGAAAGUUGCAAAGAAAAUAAAGCACUAAUGGACCUUCAGUGAGGACUUGACAUACUCAGAUGGACUGCUGUUCAAAAGUUCAAAACCUGUCGUUCCUCAGAAAAUGAGAGAAGAAAUUAUGGGAAAAAAUCCAUGAAGCACACAUGGGAAUCGUGAAAUGUAAGGAACCAGCAAGGGAUGUUCUGUUCUGGCCAGGCAUGGCUAAACAGAUGAAUGUGCAGUCUGCAACACACACACAAACAACAACCAAAGGGAGCUUGUCUCAUCCAGUCCCAGAGAGAGCUUGGGCCAAAGUUGGAGUGGACCUCCUCCAUUACAACGACGCAUGUGUGGAUAACUACACAAAAUACCCAGAAAUCUUCAAGCUCAGUGGAACAACAAGUAAACACGUAAUUACGGCACUAAAGUCAAUCUUUGCAAGGCAUGGGGUGCCUGACGUUUUGUUCUCCGACAAUGGAAGACAGUUGGUGAGUCAAUAAAUGUCAGAGUUCUCUACCAGCUGGGAGUUCACGCCGAGCCCUAGAUUUCCACAGUCAAAUGGCCAAGCUGAGAGAACAGUUCAGACUGUGAAAACCUGUACAAAAAAGCACAAGACAGCAAUGGAAAUCCUUACAUAGCUCUCCUUCAACUACAGAAACACACCCCUGGACGGAGUAGGUCUCUCACCUGCACAACUAAUAAUGGGAAGAAGGCUGAAGGCAAAGAUUACGGAUUCAAAGAGAUUGUUAAAGCAUGUCAGGAGCCGUCUCACAAGCAGACAACAGAGACAAAAACACUACUUUGACCAAGGCACUCGUAAGCUUUCGUUCAUGAAGGAAGGAGAACAAGUAAGGAUCAGACAAGUCAACAAAUUGCAACCCGCAAUUGCACUUGGAAAACGUGACCAGCCAAGGUCAUACAUAGUACAAAAACCAAAACGAAUCUACAGAAUGAACCAGAAAUACCUGUUACAAACCCAUGAAACAACACACUCAGAAACCAUAAUGGACUUACCUUAUCUGGUGGAAAGAGAACCUGAAACAAGUGUCAGCCUGGAGGAAAUCUACUCACCUGUGUGUUCUCCAGCACCAACAACACCAAAACAAACAGUGCAAAGCAACAAUGUAAACGCUGACACACUGUCACGCCCUGGUCUAUAUUUAUUAUGUUUAUCUUCAUUUAUUGGGUCAGGCCAGGGUGUGACAUGGGUUUAUUUGUGGUGUGUUUCGUCUUGGGGUUGUGUGGGGUGUAUAGCAUAGUCAUUGGCUGCCUGAGGCGGUUCUCAAUCAGAGUCAGGUGAUUAUCGUUGUCUCUGAUUGGGAACCAUAUUUAGGUAGCCAUAUUCUUUGUGUGUUUCGUGGGUGAUUGUCCUUAGUGUCCUUGUUCCUGUCGCUGUGUUAGUUUACACUAGUAUAGGCUGUUUCGGUUUUCGUUACGUUCAUUACGUUCUUGUUUUGUAUUGAUUCGUGUUUACGUUUUUUCAUUAAACAUGGAUCGCAAUCUACACGCUG
This is a messenger RNA of Oncorhynchus masou masou (cherry salmon), 6565 nucleotides long. Its product is annotated as actin filament-associated protein 1-like 1. Gene Ontology annotation, cellular component: cytosol. NCBI's taxonomy places the organism in Eukaryota, Metazoa, Chordata, Actinopteri, Salmoniformes, Salmonidae. The transcript has 18 exons. The record is from RefSeq and is a predicted model, not a curated record. Bases 263 to 2620 code for a protein of 785 amino acids. Gene Ontology annotation, molecular function: SH3 domain binding.